AUGAAACCUUCUGUAGAUGCCAGCAAUGGAUUGAAAGACAAGUCCAAGAAGCUCUACAUUCGAGUGACAGAAUCAUUAACCACAAUCUAUUCGGAUUUCUCAGAUGGUAUUGCUCGGCUGCCACCCAUGGCAGAGUCAAACGCUUUGCAUUGGAAACAAAACCUGGAGAUGCAUAGGCUUUCAAUAAAACCAUACAUUCCAGAGGGUCUCUAUGGUCUAUGCAACUUUUGGUACUCAACCGAAGCCGAGAAACUGUUUGCAUCAAGAGGUUUCGAAACAGCUCGCGAGGCAGCCGCAACGAUUCUAGCUUUGUUGAAGGAGGCUGCAAAGAGCACAGAGCAUGCCAAGGAACUGAUCACUGAACUUGCCGCGUCAGACUUGCCAACCUACUACAUUGACAACUUCGAUGGAGAGCCCCUUGAAAUGCAGUUUGAUCCUGCACGAGUUGAAAAGCUGGCCGUUACUGUCAAAUGUAAAGCCUCGUACAUGCAGCGGGCCAUUACACUACUAAUGGAAGCCGAUGGAGAGGGCGAGCAGAUGAACUGGUUUCGACGGGGUGAUUUGACAAUUACUAAUCCAACGACAAUUCAAUGGUGGCUACGGCAGUUUCGAGAUCAACGGCGGUUCCCCAAUCCCCUCAUGAAAGAGAAACUAGGGAUCGCUUUGUUUGUUAACCAUCCACAGUAG
Molecule: messenger RNA, 687 nt
Organism: Seminavis robusta
Lineage: Eukaryota; Bacillariophyta; Bacillariophyceae; Naviculales; Naviculaceae
Source: the annotation of a GenBank genome assembly